Leptinotarsa decemlineata (Colorado potato beetle) is the source of this 1845-nucleotide messenger RNA. RefSeq names its product FAD-dependent oxidoreductase domain-containing protein 1 homolog. NCBI's taxonomy places the organism in Eukaryota, Metazoa, Arthropoda, Insecta, Coleoptera, Chrysomelidae. Gene Ontology annotation, biological process: mitochondrial respiratory chain complex I assembly. Gene Ontology annotation, cellular component: cytoplasm. The record is from RefSeq and is a predicted model, not a curated record.
CCGCUAGGGGGGCGUUUUUUUGGCUAGUUUAAAUAUUCCAAUUUGUAUUUUGUGUUAAAAGGAAAUUGAAAUUUCGUUUAUAAUUCCAAGCACUGAUACUCAUUUUGGGUUUUUCAACUGAGUUAUAUAUGCUUGUUCCCCAUUGGCUUCCUUUCUUCAGAUGUAAGGCACCGUCCUCGAGUUUUCCUUGUUCCUUCUGAAUAUUUGAACGUUUAAACUUCCCUUCUGCUUCUGCUCGUUAACCUUAAUGAUCUCUUAACCUCAAUAACCUCUUUUUAUCUUAUAUAAUUGUUGUGUACUAAAAUUUUUCAUGACUUCAAAGAAGAUUGCCCUUUUUCUUAUCAGUAAAAGAUGAUUCUUUUUGACCCCAAUUAUUUGUACAUACGAACAUGAUAAUGAAUUUUGCCAGGCGCACUUUUCUAUGAAAACAUAGUAUCCAAGAAAAGUGAAAAGCAGUGAAAUGUUGGGAAAUUUCGUCAGAACUACGUACAAGGUGAAUAGGAGGCAUUUUCAUAAAUCCAGACAGUUAAAUGAAGAAUUCGAAAACCCAAUUUUCAGAACUUUUAGAAUAUUGAGGGACGACAUUCAGUUAAAAAAUCGCCCAAAAAAUCGCAUCAAGUCUCAGGACAGAUCAUUUCCUAGACAUGCAGAUAUAGUUAUUGUAGGAGGAGGUGCCAUUGGCAGUUCCAUAGCCUACUGGUUGAAAGAAAAAUCUAAUUAUGAUGGAGUAAAAGUAGUAGUUCUGGAAAAAGAUCCAACGUACAAAAAAUGUUCUACUGCUUUGUCAGUAGGAGGUUUGAGGCAACAAUUUUCCCUAGCUGAGAAUAUCCAGAUGUCUCUAUAUGGGGCCGAAUUUUUGAGAACCUUGAAAAAGAGGUUUGGUCCUGAUGCUGAUGUGAAUUUUCAUCCUCAUGGCUACUUACUAUUAGCAAAUGAGGAAGGGGCCCCACUACUUGAAGAUAAUAAUAAGUUGCAAAGGGAACUGGGAGCUGUGAAUGUUUUACUUACUAAAGAAAAAUUGAAGGAAAGAUUUCCUUAUAUGGACGUUUCAGAUGUUGCUCUUGGCUGUUUGGGAUUGGAAAAAGAAGGCUGGUUUGAUCCGUGGUCUCUGCUAACCUUGUUGAAAAAUGGAGCUAAACAAUUAGGAGCUCAGUACGUUACAGGUGAAGCUGUAGAUUUUUUAUUUGAAGAGAAGUCAAGUAUCAUGGUUCAAGGAGUAGACCAAGGAACUUAUGAGGGAACAAAUACCUUAGUAGUGAGCUGCAUUAGGAAAAUGUUAUCAACAGUUUCAAUUUCAAUUAAAACAGAUAACUUACAGGUGACAGGGGCAUGGAGUGGAUUUUAUGAAUACAACACGUUUGAUAUGAACGGAAUUAUUGGACCACACCCCUACUUCCUAAAUAUGUAUAUAGCUUCAGGAUUUAGCGGACAUGGUAUCCAGCAAGCCCCCGCAGUUGGAAGAGCCGUUGCAGAACUUAUUUUAGAUGGUAGAUUUCAAACAAUUGAUCUAACCAGAUUAGGAUUUGAUAGGUUAAUUGUCGAUAAACCUAUGUAUGAAGUUGGAAUAAUCUAAGCUCACAUUUUAAAACUAUAAGUUAAUGAAUGUAAUUAAUUAGGUUUUAUCAAUUAUAUUUUUUAUGAUUUGUUACCACUUUUUAUGACUUAUUAGAUUUGAAUCAGUUUUGUAUUCAAUUUCAUGGUGCCUUGUGUUAGAUCCAAGGGACAAACUGUGUCAAACAACAUUUUUUAACAGAACAAUUUUUUUGUCUUCCAGAUGUGAGUUAAUGAACUACAAUUGUUUGAUUAUUGAUAUCAAUUUGUAAAAUAAAUUAUUUGUUCUUCACA